Molecule: messenger RNA, 709 nt
Organism: Chara braunii
Lineage: Eukaryota; Viridiplantae; Streptophyta; Charophyceae; Charales; Characeae
Source: the annotation of a GenBank genome assembly
GAUUACCUAGGCUACCAGAGUGGCCAUGUUGAUGAGCGAGAUUAAGGAGGACUGGAUCCAGCAGUGGAAGUCUUUUGUUCUCCCUGCUCUCGCUAGUGGGGGAGUUGACCCUAAAGGCAAGAAGCAGGUGAAGUUCGAUCCAUUGCCAAGCAGCGAGACGGACUACAGCUCUGAUGAGAGUGAGACGAGCAUGACUCAGGAGAUUAGCGAGAAGACGAAACGGUUGUGUAUUGUGGAGAAGAGGAAGCGGGCGGUUGACGCGCCGAUUGGGGACAGCCCACCGAUGGAGACACCUCCGAACCGAGCCGCAGCUCGGGGUGGCAUUACCAGCCGAAUGACUCGUGCUCGAACCAAAGGUGCCUUAACUCCGAUUCUGGCGAAACGGCGAUCGGCCAUCAAGACCCCGUUAUCGAAACUUACGAAGAACCGAAAGACCACCCCACCAAGUGGGAAGUUGACACCUGCCAGCAGGGCGCUCUCCCGACUUCGUCAUCGGGACUCCAUCAUGAGGGAGCUUAAGGAGUGCAACGCUGAAGAACUCCAACGCUUCUGCAAAGAUGAAGGCAUCCCGUACGUCGGCAAAAUCGAUGCGAUCUUCGAUUUGGCUGAACAUCGUGCCACGAUGCAGUUUCCCAGUUUUGUGCCAGCACCGAAGUGAUCCCGACCAGCGAAUCCACGGAGGUCGGAACGGAGGCAUUUGCGGUUGAUC